AAGUCUUUUGUCUGGACUGUUCUAACCAGUUGGCCCUGCCUUUUCAAUACAAAGGGGCAGCUCUAAACUACUGAAACAGCAAAGCAAAAGACACAAUGAAGUUCACAGACUCUCCAGUAAUCGACCUUAAAGUCCUCGAUUCUCAACUGUCCUUCCACCAAGACAAUGGCUCCAUGCACGUCGGAACAAGCGUAUGGCCGUGUUCCUUAGUCCUCGUCAAGUUCAUCGAACGUUGGCAUCCUCAAACAUCCUCAAUAACACCAAAUCCCUAUGCAGACAUCCUUAACUUCCACAACAAACGCGGCGUCGAACUCGGUGCCGGUUGCGGUGUCGCAUCCAUGGGAAUUUACUUAUUAGGUCUUCAGAACAUCAUUAUAACGGACAUUCCCCCCGUUAUGCCGGCGUUGAAACACAACCUUAAAAGAAACAAACCUGUUUUGAAAAAGUCGUUGAAAACGGCGCAGUUGAAUUGGGGGAAUGGGGAACAGGUGAAGGCGUUAUGUCCGCCGUUUGAUGUUGUAGUUGCUACCGAUGUUGUCUACUUGGAGGAGACUGUGGGGCCGUUGUUGUUGGCGAUGGAAAGUUUGGUUGGAGACAAUGGUGUUGUUCUGUUGGGGUAUCAGUUGAGGUCACCGGAAGCGCAUACGAAGUUUUGGGAGCUUUGUGGUGAGAUGUUUGAUGUUGAGAAGGUUCCGAAUGAGCAUUUGCAUCCGGAGUAUGCGUAUGAGGAGACUGAUGUUUAUAUUUUGAGGAAGAAGAAGAAAAUAUAGGUCUCUUAUUCGAAUUUGCGUUGCCUUAACAGGAAACCAAAUGUGAUAGACUAGGGGAAUCUGUGGGGUGAUCCAAAACCAGAGAUACAUAUAGUAACCGAUUCCAUGUAUCAGGCAGUCCAGGCAGGCACCAAUGGCUGCAAUCAGACGGUGGCUUUAAUUUUCUCUUCAUCGAUGCUAGUCCUGUCUUUUUGGCAUAGAUUGAUGGAUGUGCAUCUUCGCGGUACUUUGAGAGCUUGGUAAUGUUUAAAUAUCUUACGGGGACUCUCAUUUUUGACAAUGUUCUAUCAGUAAUCUCCAUCACGGACUCAGGCAAUGGUGUUACAUGUGAUGUAUCUGUGAUCGGUUGUGUUUUAUUGUAACAUCCAUUUUGACCUUUGUGUUCUGGGGAAAUGCUUCUAAAGAAAACUGUUGUUUUUGUCAAG
Capsicum annuum is the source of this 1195-nucleotide messenger RNA. RefSeq names its product protein-lysine N-methyltransferase rrg1. Lineage: Eukaryota; Viridiplantae; Streptophyta; Magnoliopsida; Solanales; Solanaceae. Bases 96 to 770 code for a protein of 224 amino acids. The transcript is spliced from 2 exons. The record is from RefSeq and is a predicted model, not a curated record.